CGGAAGCAUUUCCUCCUUCGUGAUCGCCGUGCAGCGCAAUGUACAGUCGCAGGUACUCAGUCAAAUCAUGGUUGUCGCCAUAGCCCAGGAGCGCGGUGUAGUUGCCGAUCAAAUCCAAAUCUCGGUUUAGUGCGGGCAACGGUGUUCCAGGCUUGUAUACGUUGCGAUAAAUCCGGGCAGCAAGGGCGGGAAGACGAGCAAUGAGGUUGAUCGAAUCUUCGAGAGUGGGCUCCCAGUACUCGGACUUCUUCAUUCCCUUUUCGUACGCACUCUGGAAGACGCUGUCGUGGUUCAGAGCCGCCACGCCCAUCCCGAGUUGGGUCAUGGGGUGCAGAGUCGCUGGGAAUCUGCCUGGGGUUGAAACCAAAUUUGGAACUUCUGUGCAGCCACUUACGAGUCCACUAGCUUCUCCACAAACUCUGGCAAGUCUCCCUUUGACGCCAAUUCAGCAGACAGGGCCCGUGUUUGCUCUUCAGUCGGAACCUCGCCGGUGAGCAGGAGCCAGAGCAUACUCUCUGCAAUGAUUUCCUUGCCACCGGGAGCUGCCGGCAGAACCUUCUGGCAAUCAGGGAUGCUGAGUCCGUGGAAGCGGAUUCCCUUCCAGAAACAUGAACGUAUGCUCCGGUAAAUCUUACGACUGGCGCACCUCGUUGGGAUCGAGGACCGACGCGUCCCACAGCAUGGCCUUGAGCCCGCGCAUACCGCCAAUGAUAUUUUCAACCUUGACUUCGCCAACCACAGUUUGCGAAUGUUGCUUUUUCUGACAAAGGUUGGUCGUCCCCUCCCUACCAUAGCGGCACCCGGCAUACCAGUUUCUUGAGCUGUUCUUGCUUCUUGGGUAUCACCUCCCGCAACGUGUCCUUGAGGGACUUGGUAGACGCGAAUCUUUUGGAUCCAUUCAAGGUCCACUGGCGAGACGAAAUGCGGGCUCGGAGCAUGACGGCUGGGAAGAAGCAAGGUGGAAGACAAGAAACACAGACGGGCGUGUCUGUUCGAUGAUAAUCACGAGCCUACUGUCCAACAAGAAGCCGACCUCCGAGGAAGUAGACCGGAAAUAUCAUGGGGCAUGUAGUCAUUUAUGAUCAUGGUAGAGUGUGGGGAAUGACAGCCGUAGCGAUCCGGGCCGGCCCGAACGUUUGUUUGUCUCUGUUGCUCAGCGCCUUCACCUCCGGUCAGUGCGCUGGCCACAUCAUAUAAUCAAUACAGUGUAGCCUUUCACCUCGACCUUCGGCCAUGGCGUCCUCCGUUCUUGCCCCCGUUCUUUACAUGAUCAUAGUCUUUGGAGCCUUCGGCGUCUUCGCAUAUCGGAGAAACGCGACCGUCAAGGCCUUACCACCCUACUUUCCUACGCACGCAGAACGGAACACAUAUGUCACUCUACUCCAGAAAACAGAUCCACCUGCCUCCGACCCGUUGCUCAAAUCCGCGCUCCUGCGUCGCGCCAUGGCCGAUGUGCAACGUGUCCUCCGGCUUCGUGAAGACAAGCCUGCGCUGCAGAAUCUGCUGCAGAAGGGCUCAAUAGGAGAUGAUCUAUGGAACAGUCUCCUUGCUGCAGAGAAGGAACUCGAGGCAGAGAUUAUGGAGGUCGUGGCGGAGGCGAACACGUUUGCGCAGGGAUGGGGCCAGGUCAUCUUCCCUACAGCGAACGAGAUGAUCGCGAACGAGAAAAUGCGCGCACUCUAUGAGACUUCUGAGGAGGCGAGGCAGGCCCUCGCAUUGAAGAAUACCUCGCAGCCAACUCCCUUGUCGCUUCCUGUCCCGAGUGGUGCCACCAGUGACACCGAAAGUGUAACUUCACCAUCGACACCUUCUAAAAAAAAUAAGAAGCGUCGGUGAUUUUGCACUUCGUUGUACAGCUUGAAUGUUUGUAUUUUCCUCGAGAAUAUUUGAUGAUACAUCUAAUCGCAAUGAGGAAUUGGCUAUAAGGGGGAGAAAAGUACAAUGUUGACAACAAGUGAAAUGAAAGUGAGAUGAGCACAAGCUCUGGGCACGACAGAUCCAGACACUGGAUCUAUCGAAUCGUCAAUCCUGCCCCUCCAGCACCAAUUCGAGUUUUUCCAGACUUGUCAGCAUGAUCCAAGCCGAGAACGUCUUCAGGAGCAAAUUGGUGAUCAUAAAUCAUGUCCUCUUGGGGGGUGUCAGUGGAGUCUGAGCAGUUAGAGCACGUCCGUGCUUACCGUCCUCAAUGUAAGACGGUUGCUUGAAUGUCGAGACCUGGAUGAUAGCAAAGCGAUACUUGGCAAAUUCCCUGUCUGGAACUCCCAGUCGAGCUUGUAAUCUCUUCUUGGUAUCCACGAAUUUCUCGCCCUUCAGCAUCUCAUGAGGGGUGGGCUCGGCAAAGAUAUCGCAAACUUACUCGUUUCACCACAAACUUGAACGGGACACCGUGUGUUCGAGACAACUCUUUCGAGAAAUGGAACACGCCUAUGACCUUGUCCAAGUCGUCGGCUUCGAGUUCUUCUCGGGGUACCUCCUGCAAAGAAGAGUCGUGUUAGUUGAAAGCAAUCCAAUGGAGAACCAACUGUCACAUACCUCGGCGUACAGCUCCACAGGCUCGGGGAUGUUUCCGAUCAUUUCUGUCCCUGUGAACUCCUUCUGAGUUUUGCCAUCCUUGGAUAUUUCAAACACUCGGAUCUUCUGAGUGCCCCCCGCCGUUAGCGUGACGUGCUUGGCAAUGUUUUCGGCGAGAUCGUUGACCAUGCUCGUCUUUGGUAACAGGAAUGGAUGUGUAGCUUCCUCCUUGUUGUGAAUGCCAGUCCAGAUGACCUUGAGGCUCCUCUUGGUUUCGAGCUCAACGAUGCUGACGUCCAAUUUCUCGUACAGAAUAACGGUCGUCGUCGGAUUGAUGUAGUUUGGCGCCAUUAUCUCGGCGAUGCUCUGGUUCAGCGACCGUUUCAAAAUGGAUUUGGGUACUCCAUUCGAUGCAUGGGUUGUUGUGAAUCGCAAUUUGAUGGGAUCAUGGCGCAGAUACUCG
Messenger RNA from Mycena citricolor, 2974 nucleotides. Lineage: Eukaryota; Fungi; Basidiomycota; Agaricomycetes; Agaricales; Mycenaceae. The record is from the annotation of a GenBank genome assembly.